Molecule: messenger RNA, 554 nt
Organism: Wyeomyia smithii (pitcher-plant mosquito)
Lineage: Eukaryota; Metazoa; Arthropoda; Insecta; Diptera; Culicidae
Gene: RpL35
Product: 60S ribosomal protein L35
Exons: 3
Coding region: 132-503 (123 amino acids)
Biological process (GO): maturation of LSU-rRNA from tricistronic rRNA transcript (SSU-rRNA, 5.8S rRNA, LSU-rRNA); translation
Cellular component (GO): ribosome; cytosolic large ribosomal subunit
Molecular function (GO): mRNA binding; structural constituent of ribosome
Source: RefSeq, a predicted model, not a curated record
GUUCAAUGUCCGGUUCUCGUUCGCUGACAGUCGGCGGGACGUGACGUCACAAACUUCAAAAAAUCUAGCAGCUCUUUUACAUUCGGGCUGUCGAAAAUAGUGGUAGCGAGUGAUUUCCAACAGCAUCAAAAAUGGUUAAGGUCAAGUGCUCGGAACUCCGAACGAAGGACAAGAAGGAGCUGACCAAGCAGCUCGAGGAGCUCAAGACGGAGCUGCUCAAUCUGCGGGUGGCCAAGGUUACCGGAGGUGCUCCUUCUAAGCUGUCCAAAAUCCGAGUCGUUCGCAAAGCCAUUGCCCGCGUUUAUAUUGUGAUGAACACCAAAACGAAGGAAAAUCUACGCAAGCUCUACAAGGGCAAGAAGUACGUCCCGUUGGAUCUGCGCCCCAAGAAGACCCGCGCUAUGCGUAAGGCUUUGUCCCCCCGAGAUGCUGCUCGGCUGACGCUCAAGGAACAGCGCCGGCGUGCAAAGUUCCCCAAGAGAACCUACGCCGUGAAAGCCUAAUGCUAACGUUUUCCACUUGGUUGAAUAAACUAUUUUCUGCUAGGAAUUAAA